Messenger RNA from Cercocebus atys (sooty mangabey), 554 nucleotides. Its product is annotated as histone H2A type 1. NCBI's taxonomy places the organism in Eukaryota, Metazoa, Chordata, Mammalia, Primates, Cercopithecidae. The record is from RefSeq and is a predicted model, not a curated record. The transcript has a single exon. Gene Ontology annotation, molecular function: protein heterodimerization activity; DNA binding; structural constituent of chromatin. Gene Ontology annotation, cellular component: nucleosome. The coding region runs from base 50 to 442 and encodes 130 amino acids.
UUUUCUUUAUCCUGUUGGUUGUUAUCUCUUCUGCUGCUAGGAAGCCACUAUGUCUGGACGUGGAAAGCAAGGCGGCAAAGCUCGGGCAAAGGCUAAAACGCGUUCUUCCAGGGCCGGGCUUCAGUUUCCAGUCGGCCGUGUCCACCGCCUCCUCCGCAAGGGCAACUAUUCCGAACGAGUCGGGGCGGGCGCUCCGGUGUACCUGGCGGCGGUGCUGGAAUAUCUGACCGCUGAGAUCUUGGAGCUAGCUGGCAACGCGGCUCGCGACAACAAGAAGACCCGCAUCAUCCCGCGCCACCUGCAGCUAGCCAUCCGCAACGACGAGGAGCUAAAUAAGCUUCUAGGUCGCGUGACCAUUGCGCAGGGCGGUGUCCUGCCCAACAUCCAGGCCGUGCUGCUGCCUAAGAAGACGGAGAGCCACCAUAAGGCCAAGGGCAAGUGAAAUGAUUACUAGUCGAGUCCAUCAGUGACCCCGAGUCCCAGAAACCAAAGGCUCUUUUCAGAGCCACCCAUUUUUUCUGUAAAGUGCUGGAAUACACAUACAAUCCUUGAAA